Messenger RNA from Sorex araneus (European shrew), 1414 nucleotides. It is a transcript of the gene HPD, whose product is annotated as 4-hydroxyphenylpyruvate dioxygenase. The transcript is spliced from 14 exons. Bases 60 to 1238 code for a protein of 392 amino acids. The record is from RefSeq and is a predicted model, not a curated record. NCBI's taxonomy places the organism in Eukaryota, Metazoa, Chordata, Mammalia, Eulipotyphla, Soricidae. Gene Ontology annotation, molecular function: 4-hydroxyphenylpyruvate dioxygenase activity. Gene Ontology annotation, biological process: L-tyrosine catabolic process. Gene Ontology annotation, cellular component: Golgi membrane; endoplasmic reticulum membrane.
UCGUCAGGGCCAUUCUCCGGCUCCCCCCACUCCAGCUGCAAGUCCCGCGAAGACCAGUCAUGACUUCCUACACGGACAAGGGCCAGAAGCCCGAGAGAGGCCGAUUCCUCCACUUCCACUCUGUCACCUUCUGGGUUGGCAAUGCCAAGCAGGCCGCCUCCUUCUACUGCAGCAAGAUGGGCUUCGAGCCCCUGGCCUACAAGGGCCUGGAGACCGGGUCCCGGGAGGUGGUCAGCCACGUGGUCAGGCAGGGGAAGAUCGUGUUUGUCCUCUGCUCUGCCCUCAACCCCUGGAACAGAGAGAUGGGCGACCACCUGGUGAAGCACGGGGACGGCGUGAAGGACAUCGCCUUCGAGGUCGAGGACUGUGACUACAUCGUGCAGAAAGCGCGGGAACGGGGCGCCAAGAUCGUGCGGGAGCCCUGGGUGGAGGAGGACAAGUUCGGGAAGGUGAAGUUCGCCGUGCUGCAGACGUACGGGGACACGACACACACCCUGGUGGAGAAGAUCAACUACACUGGCCGCUUCCUGCCCGGCUUCGAGGCCCCGACGUUCAUGGACCCCCUCCUGUCCAAGCUGCCCAUCUGCAACCUGGAGGUGAUCGACCACAUCGUGGGGAACCAGCCGGACCAGGAGAUGCUGUCUGCCUCCGACUGGUACCUCAAGAACCUGCAGUUCCACCGCUUCUGGUCAGUGGACGACACGCAGGUGCACACGGAGUACAGCUCCCUGCGCUCCAUCGUGGUGGCCAACUACGAGGAGUCCAUCAAGAUGCCCAUCAACGAGCCGGCUCCCGGCAAGAAGAAGUCCCAGAUCCAGGAGUACGUGGACUACAACGGCGGGGCCGGGGUGCAGCACAUCGCGCUCAAGACCCAGGACAUCAUCAAGGCGAUCCGUCACCUGAGAGAGCGGGGCAUGGAGUUCCUGGCGGUGCCGUCCACCUACUACAAACAGCUCCGGGAAAGGCUCAAGACGGCCAAGAUCCGCGUGAAGGAGAGCAUUGAUGUCCUGGAGGAGCUGAAGAUCCUGGUGGACUACGACGAGAAGGGCUACCUGCUGCAGAUCUUCACCAAGCCCAUGCAGGACCGGCCCACGCUCUUCCUGGAGGUCAUCCAGCGCAACAACCACCAGGGCUUCGGGGCCGGCAACUUCAACUCGCUGUUCAAGGCUUUCGAGGAGGAGCAGGAUCUGCGCGGCAACCUCACCGACAUGGAGACCAACGGGGUGCGCGGCAUGUAGGGGCCGCGGUCGCGGCCGAGCCGCCGAGGCCCCGCCCACCCGCGCGCACGCCUGGCCACGCCCCCGGCCCCGAAACACGCCCCUCCCGUUAGGGCCCGCCCUCGAGCCACGCCCACCUCCUGGCCACGCCUCCUCGGCAGGGCCACUCCCCGCUCUCCGCCUUCGGAAAUAAAGCG